This is a messenger RNA of Paramecium sonneborni, 1665 nucleotides long. Lineage: Eukaryota; Ciliophora; Oligohymenophorea; Peniculida; Parameciidae. The record is from the annotation of a GenBank genome assembly.
AUGUUUAAAUCUUCAAUGAUAGAGAAAGAAAAAGAUCUAAAAUGUGCUAAUAAACACAAAUAGCCUAUUCUUAUGGUUGUAUUAGAUCCAAAGUUAGAAUUAAAUUAGAGACUUUUGUGUUAAGAUUGUAUAAAGAACUUUACAACUUAAUUUUCAACAAUGGGAUAUGAAUUAGUAACAAAAUAAAUAAAGAAAAAUUAAAAAGAGAAAGUAGAAACAAUAGAGAAAACUAUUUAAUUGAAUAUAAAAUAAAUAGAAGAACUUUUAGGUAAUAUCCAUAAAUUGAAGUCAGCAAUAGCAUUUUAAUUAGAUGAAAUAAUUGGAUAUAGUGGUGGAUGGAUAAAAAACUUAUUGUCUGUUGGACAUGAACAUUCUUAAUAUAGUUUUCAUAAAGAAUUAGAAAAUUUAAUUUAAAAAUAAUUAGAAAAUUAAAUUGAUAAAUCUUUAUUAAUGAAUGAAAUCUAUAAAGUUAAUAGUUUUUGGAAUUUAAAAAUAAAUGAAAAAUUGGAAUAAUUUAGUUCAUUUAAAAUAUAUUAAAAAUGUUAGGAAAUUCUGUCAAGUUUAGGUUAAAAUAUUUAAGUAAAAGAAGAAGUGAUUCAUUAAUAAAAGGUAUCAUAAUAAAAUAAUUUAUAAACUCAAUUAGAAUAAUUUCAUGAAUCAACUUCUACUGCUAAUUAAAAGUAAUUAGAUAGUUUAAUUACACUUUAAUUAAUAGAUGAUUCAAUUAAACAAAAGACUAAAUGUUAUGCAAUAGCUUUAAAUAAAAAUGGAACUUAAAUGGUAUCAAUGAGUAAUUCUGAUCUAAAAGUAUGGAAUAUUAUUGAUGGAAAAAUUAAUUUAGAAUAAACAUUAUAAGGACAUAGUAAUUUUAUCUAUUGUAUAAUUUACAGUAAAAAAUAAGAUAGUUUUAUUUCAUGUUCAAACGAUAAAACAAUAAUAGUAUGGAAAUAAAUUAAAUAAAAUGAAUGGAAAGGAUCAUAAUAAUAUAAAGAACAUAAAGGAUGGAUUGGAAGUAUGAUUCUAAAUAAAAAUGAAAAUUAAUUAUUUUCAGCAGGAGAGGAUUAAUAAAUAAUAGUAUGGUAAGUAAAUUUUAACUAAAAUGAAUUAAUAUAUCUUUAUUCACUAGUAAGACAUAAUAAUUGUAUUAGAGCAAUAAGCUUAAAUGAUUGUGAAAAUACUUUAGUAUCUUGUGCAGAUGAUUAAUAAAUAAUAAUAUGGGAAAUUGGAUAAUCAGAAAAGUUUUAAUUUAAGUAAGUUAUUACUUCUGUUUUUAACUCUUCAGGUUGUCAUAUCAAAUUUAUAAAAGAUAAUUUAUUUAUUUGGCUACCCUAUUCUAAAGAAUUAAAUUUUAUUUCUUUAUUUCAAUCAAAAGAUGGAGUAUUUUAUGAAGAUAUUGAUAAUAGAAUACAAUUAGCUAAUAACAGUAAGAAUCUUGGAUGUGCCUUAUUUCCUAUUAUUUAUUUGAAAGAUAAAAAUGUAUUAUUUAUUAGAUCUAAAAAUAUUAUAUAUAUCUUGAGGGAAACUAAUGGAAAAUUUAAUAUUCACAAUGAGAUAGAUUGUGGUACUAAAUGGAGUUUUGGCACUGUUUCUGAAAAUGGAAAAUAUUUAGUAUUUUGGGAUGAUUAAAAAGGAGCUUACUCAUCAUAUGAAUUAUCAUAUAAAUGA